UUCAACAUACAAUUUAAUAUACAACGUAUACAACGAUUUUUUUUAAAUAUAUUCUAACAUUUCAUAUUAUUCAAACACAUGAUAUUUUGAACACCUAGCAAAUGUCGCCCACCAUCACAUCUCACUUGUAUAUGUAUUGCAUAUACAUACAUUAUAUUUCGCAUUUAUUUUUCAGUGUACGACACAUACUGAAUGUGACAAGGGAAAUCGACAAUUUCUUCCCUGGCUCGUUCAACUAUCUCAACGUUAGGGUGUACGACGAUGAUAAGACUGAUCUAUUAAAGCACUGGGAUAACACCUAUAAAUACAUCACAAAAGCCGAACAAGAAGGCUCUAAAGUCUUGGUACAUUGCAAGAUGGGCGUCAGUCGGUCUGCGAGCGUCGUAAUAGCGUACGCUAUGAAGGCUUACAACUGGUCUUUCAAAAAAGCACUAGACCACGUUCAGUCUAAACGCACCUGCAUUAAACCCAACAAACAUUUCAUCCUACAGCUAGAAACUUAUCAAGGAAUAUUGGCCGCGAUGAAAAACCGCGAGAAAUUGCAGCGCUCCAAAUCCGAGACAAACUUGGUGGCCACGUCAGGCCUCAUCACUCCUCCUAAUUCGCCGAAAAAGGCUCUGGACACCCCGAGGUCACAGAGUGAAGGUGACAAAGACGCUACGCCACCGGAUCGGUUAGACAAAGAAAACGAACCCGUCGUGCCUAGUCCGCCAACACGAUUGAUGCCGCCAAAGUUAUUAGAUAUCAGUGGAUACGAUUUGAUGAAAUGCGGCGGCAGACCAAAGUCAUGGUCACCAGAAAAUAAUUUUGCCACUGACAUUUUAACCAGCUCUACGUUAUUGUCGCAAUCGUUGGAGAAAAUUAACACGGAUAAAAUUGCUGUAGAAGUGGAAGUAGAAGUUCCGAAUAUUCCACCUGCACCACCGUUGCCUCCAUUCGAAGCCCAUAAGUACAACGUCAGUGUGUUCAUGCCUUGCGGAAACGGCCUAAGAUCGUACAGCGUGUCGCAGAACAAAAUCGUUCAGUUACAACCAGCUACACCACCAGCCCCCAGACCAUCGUCGGUUAAGCUGCGAGUCAACGAACUGGAAUCUAGCGGCAUCGUCGGCAGUUGCAGCGGUAGCGUCACUAGCAAUAGCGCCGGUGGUUGCACGUCUAGUCCGGACCGCAAAUCGACGACGGACCCGGGCCGGAAUCUGGUGCUGAAUCUCACCACCCAGUUUGAGGGCGUGGUGGCCUCGUCGAGCGCGGCCAAUUCGCCUUCCGACGACAACGUUCUAGUCAACAAACCCUUGUCCGCCGAAUCGCCGAAGUUUAGCCGGAUAGCCGUCCACAGACCUCCCUCGAUCGCUGUUUGCACCCCACAGAAACGGGACGGUGGUGAUCUGUUUUCGUCCCGACUGGACAGGGUGUUUGAACGUGAGGAGCGCAAACAGUGUCGCGAACCAUUCGACCAUCAAACGGCGGCGGUGGCUGUAAGCGCUGGUGACGUGUCCCGACAAAACUCGUGGAGCUCCUACGACAGUGCCGUCGUGUUGCGUGACGUCAUAUCCAGACACAGUUCUUGGGGCUCUUGCGACACACGUACCUUGCCGUCCAGGAACAGUUCGUGGGGCUCGUACGACGUCCGGCCGACCAUGCAGUACGUCAGCGAACGCGGCGAAAGGCCGUCCGUAAUCUCCACUGCCGCCGCAGACGUCGCUAAAACGGCCGCGGACGAACCUUGUUACCGGCCGGCCAAGAGGCCAAAGCAAAAGGACCAGCAAAAACUGCUGCAGCCCAAUUGCUAUUCGAGCUCGCCGACACUGGGCCUGCAAGGAGCUUCGCACAAGCUAGCCAACCGGGCGACUGCGUCUCAGCCGAACAUAUCUGGUCUUGGCAACACCCCCGUCACCGCUGCGUGCAACAACAAGCACAGCAGUCUGGUAAGGAGUUUGAAAGAAGAGUUUGAGGCCAAGGCGGGCGACGCCGUAGAAAAACCGUCGAGGAAGAACAGCGGUGGCGGAGGCGGUGGGAGUUCGACCGAGGACGACGGCACCGGCACUGAACACGUCAAGAGCCUGCCCACAUCUCCGGUCAGCGAACACCCAAAGGUCACACAACGGCCCAGCCCGGCCGCGUCCAUGGAGGACAUAUCGGUCAGGAAACUUGUGGGCAAGUACGAAAACGGCAGGGCCCGUUCCAAGACGUUCGUGCAGGACAGUGGUUGUCCGCGCAAUCCGCUCUACCAGCAGCCGCCGGUGCCGCCGCGAGUGUCCAGCCUGGACGUGUCCGCGAUCAGGCCACGAAAGUUCGAGUGCAAUCCCGUCGUCAAAACUGUUGUGUUGCCCAUACAACAGAGCGACAUCCGCGCAUCCGUCAACCGGGCCGCCAACAACAAAUUACAACAGGGCAAAUCGCAUCCGCUGACAAAAUUGUCGUUCAAACAGCUGAAAGUGAACAGUACUGUUUACAACAGCAUGUAAAGGGUACAAACAGAUCGGCGGAUAACCGUAAAAUGCAUAACGCGUCUGAGUCGUAAUAUUAUUAUUAUAACGUACUAUAUGCGUGUUGACUCUUAAUGAAUGUGUUUUUUUUUUUGUUUUUUAUUUUGUACUUUUGAAUUCUGUUACGUUAUAAUUCUGUUUUUACUUUGACAAUUCAUCUGUGUAACGUUUUAUUUUUCAUUUUUUUUUUUCUAUCCGUUUACUGCAGUAUAAUAUAAUAGUGAACACUUCUCGUCGUCUCUCCUCCCACCCACUCCCACCCCACCCCACCCCCUUCGACUUUUGUUUUUGUUUUCUAGUCUAUAACGCGCAAAACUACCGUAUCAACUGUGUACAUAAUAAUAUAUAAUGUUAUACAAUUAUUAUAAUACGAGAAUUUACCCAUACCUAUCAUUAUUACAGGAAUCUCUACGCCACCGCUUUACUCUAAGACAGACUAUUUAAAAAAAAAACUAAUGAAAUUAUUGUAUUUCAAGUAUAAUUUUAACAUAAGGAUCGAUUGUUGUAAAACAAUAUGUUUUCGUGUAUUGUACAUAGGUGCGCUCUCUCGUAUAAUAAUAUAUGAUAACUAUCUGCCGCGUGUUUCAAAGUUUUUCAAAAAAAAAAAAAAA
This is a messenger RNA of Myzus persicae (green peach aphid), 3097 nucleotides long. Its product is annotated as protein phosphatase Slingshot-like. Gene Ontology annotation, cellular component: cytoplasm. Gene Ontology annotation, biological process: negative regulation of actin filament polymerization; actin cytoskeleton organization; protein dephosphorylation. The record is from RefSeq and is a predicted model, not a curated record. Bases 102 to 2465 code for a protein of 787 amino acids. NCBI's taxonomy places the organism in Eukaryota, Metazoa, Arthropoda, Insecta, Hemiptera, Aphididae. Gene Ontology annotation, molecular function: actin binding; protein tyrosine/serine/threonine phosphatase activity. The transcript is spliced from 4 exons.